Molecule: messenger RNA, 4017 nt
Organism: Debaryomyces hansenii CBS767
Lineage: Eukaryota; Fungi; Ascomycota; Pichiomycetes; Serinales; Debaryomycetaceae
Gene: PDS5
Product: Pds5p
Exons: 1
Coding region: 1-4017 (1338 amino acids)
Biological process (GO): mitotic sister chromatid cohesion; DNA repair
Cellular component (GO): chromatin; nucleus
Source: RefSeq, a predicted model, not a curated record
AUGACAGUUCGUGAUUCGAAAGUGACGCUGGGUCAGCUAAGAUUUAAAAAACCUAUCAUUUCCACGGUUAAUGAACCUAUUCCCACUAAAGAAUUGUUGAGUAGAUUGCAAAUACUCACAGAUGAAUUAUCAGCGGUACAUCAAGAUCAGGUCGAUAUAGAAACUUUUGCCAGCAUAAAGAAAGAUCUAGCUAAUAAGAAGUUAUUGAAACAUGCUAAUGUGGGUGUUCAAGCAUAUGUUUGUUGUGGUAUAUCAGAUAUUUUAAGAAUAUACGCCCCGGAUGCCCCAUUUACUGCUAAUGAGCUCUCGCAGAUAUUCAGGGCAUUCUUUCAACAAUUCAAGAAGCUAGCAGAUACAGAGAAUCCAUAUUUUCAACAGCAGAAUUACUUGUUGAAGAGAUUGGCUGAGGUGAGAUCAGUAAUCCUCAUCACCGAUUUGCCAGAUGCACAACAGUUGAUAGAAUCGAUGUUUGAAAUAUUCUAUGAUUUAUCGACCAAGAAGUUUCCUGCUAGAUUGGAACCGUUGGUUUCUGAUAUACUCUCUGAAAUUAUUUCCGAGUCGGACGUUGUUCCACAUAACGUGUUGAAGAUGAUCUUGAAUAAAUUUUUAACCAAUUUUCCGGAGGAGUCAGCUAUUACUUCGGGCUUAAAAUCAAACAUAUCGAACCCAGGCUUCAAUUUUUCACUUAGUAUCUGUGAAGCUAAUUUGGACAGAAUGUCCCGUCAGGUAGCGCAGUUUUUCUCUGAAAUGCUAUAUGAAAGUACUAGCCAUGCCGAAAGGGCAGAAAACAACAAUGACCGUAGCAAUACUAGCAAAGACAAAAUAAACCAGGUUCAGGCUAUAGAAAGCUUGAGAAAAAUACAUAAACUAUCUAUACAGAUUUGGAAAGCAAUUCCAGAAUUGUUAGGGUCUGUUAUGGGGUUGUUUAACGAUGAAUUGAAUACUGAUGAUGAGAAAAUACGUAUACUAGCUACCGAAACUAUAGGUAAUAUGAUUGGUGCUUCCCCUAGUGUCAGUGUUGUUGCAAAAGCUAAUUUUAUUAUAGCUCAUAGAGAAACGUGGCUAAAUUGGUUAAAGAAAACUUUAGAUGUAUCUCCUGCGGUACGUUGUAAAUGGGUUGAACAGUUGCCCCAGAUAAUUAAUUCGUCUAACUCAUCUACUUCUGAUAUUUCAACAGAAUUAUGCAAUGGCGUUACGAAGUGCUUAUUAGAUACAGAUGAGAGAGUACGCUUGACUGCAUGUAUUAGUAUUGAAAGAAUUCCUUUUGACAAAUUUACUAGCAGGGUAUGUAAUAAAAAUAUUAUGAGUACUUUAUCACAAUUGAUAAGAGAGAAGAAUCCAGAAAUCAGAAACGAAAUCAUUAAGAUCUUAGGAAAUCUUUAUAACCAAUACUUUGAAGCAAAAGCUAAUAAUAAAGUGUUAGAUUUUGGUAGUAAUAAUGAAGUUGAUAGUAAUGAAUUAGAAAAAUCAAUAUACUAUGGAAUUCCAAAUCAAAUAGUAUCCUUAAUCUAUAUUAAUGAUAAAAAUAUUACUUCGGCUGUUGACAUUUGCAUAUUCGAAAAAUUAUUACCGUUUGAAAGUAACGGUAUCAAAAGAGUUGAUAGGUUAGCCCAAUUCUAUAAUAAUUUGAAUGAAAAGAGUAAAGCGUCAUUCUUUGCUAUUAAUAAAAGACAAAGACAAAUAUCAGAUGUGCUACAGACCUUUGUUGAGACAGCCGAAGCAUAUUCUAAGCUUGGCUCAAUAAAUGAUAAUAACGAAGAGAAAGAAAACAUGAGAAAUGACUCUGGUAAGUCUGAUUCAGAAAAUAUGACCGCCGAGGGUAAACGAGAAACAUUAAUCAAGAUGGACAAAAUUAUAAAUUGGUUAUGUGUUUCUUUUCCUGAUGGGUUGAAUACACAUGCAUGUUUAGAAAAGCUUUUCAAAUUAAAAAAUUUCCGUUUUUUCUACUUGAUUAAGGUUUGUAUUUCUCCUGAGUCAGAUUAUAAUACAAUUAAAAAUUCCAUGAAGGAGUUAUUGAAUAAAUUGACGAAUGCAAAGAAUAUUAGACUAGAAGAUGAACGAAGCAAUGUAUCAACCACAGAUAUGGUAUCAAACUUUAAAAUAUUAUUAUACAGAGCAUCAGUGAUCUUGUACAAUAAAUCUAAUAUGACAGAGUUAAUCAACUAUUCGAAAGAUUCUAAGCAUGGAUGGAAUUGUGCUGCUAACGAAAUUCUUGAGAAUGUAUCUGUUUUAAUUCCAGAAGUAUUAAAAUUUCAUGUUAAUAGUUUGACUGACAUACUCAUAAAUGCUGAAGGAAUAAUUGAUAGGGAUUCUGAAUUUUCUAUCUCAAAUAAUUUGAGAACUAUCUACCACUUUAUCAAGAGAUUUCCUGACCUAUUCCCUACAGAUUUAAAUUUCACAGAAUCAUUGAAAUCACUCGCCACUAAUGGCUCGCCCCGAGAAGCAACAUAUUCCAUAAAGGUAUUGGGGUUAAGUUCUAAAAAAGAAUUAUAUGGGUCUGCUAUCAUUAAUUCCAUUUAUCCUUUAGAUGUGAAUCAUACGCACUUUGUUACUCACUUAUCAGCUAUUGCGGAAUUGUUUCUAGUUGAUCCUCUAUCAGUAGAAGAUCUAGCAAGCGAUUUGACUGUUUUAUUGAUUAAAGAAAUAUUGUUGCAAAAUAGAAAGAACGACGAGGAAAAUUUAAUCGAAAAUGAAAUGUGGAUCGACGAUAGCAUGCUUGAUUGUCACUUUGAAAAAUAUACCACUUUGUAUGAAAAGAUAUUAGCGUUAAGGAUAUUUGUCAAUCGAUUAAAAUCUAUCGACAAAUCCUUUUCAAACAAACCUGAACCAACGCAAGAGGCUAUGUCAGUGGCACAACCUAUAUUUAAAUUAUUACUUUCUAUCAUAGGCAAUGGUGGUGAAAUUGUCAAAGAGAAAGCAGGAACCCUGUCUACACCUAAAGUUUAUCAGCUGAAAUUGAGGCUAACUGCUGGACUAUAUUUACUCAAGUUGGCAAAAUGUCCAAUUUUCAACCAUAUGUUCAAUCACUCAACAAUUAAUAGAUUAAUUUAUUUACUUCAAGAUCACAAUGAUGAUGUUAGACAUGAUUUUUUGAUGAAGCUAGAAAAGGAUUUAUCCGACGAAUCAGUCUCUGAACGAUUUUUACCGUUAAUAUUUUUUAUGGGACAUGAACCAAAGUUAACUUUAAAAUCUGACGCAAGUAUAUGGAUAAAAUCGAUGUACAAGAGAAAAGGAGCUAACAAUAACAUGAAAUUUGAAAGAUCAAUAGUUAGAUUGAUUCAUACAAUUGUACAUAAUGAUGAAUUCACUGAUUUGAUGAAGAAAUCUAUAAGUUUGUCUGACACAAGUGAACAAGAGAAUCAAUUGGUUAAGGCAUACUCAUACGCUCUGGAGUAUAUUAUAUUCUAUUUACUUACUAUUGGAAAGUCAGAAAACUGCUCUUUGUUAUACUACUUUGCAAGUCGUAUAAAACAAUAUAGGGAUGCGACUAUCGACCAAAGCUUAUAUGACGUCGAACCUUUGCCACAAGAAGUCUUGAAUAUUUAUUGUAUUGCUGAAUUAACACAAUUAAUUAUUAAGGAACUUUGCGAUAUAAAAGGUUGGACCUUGCAAACAUGGCCUGGUAAAAUCCAACUCUCGUCAGAUUUAUUUGCUCCUAUGACCAGCACUAAAGAGGCUCAUGAUAUUAUUACUAGAAUUUAUAUUGCAGACAAUCUUCAACUUAAACUAAGAGGCAUGUUUAAACAAAGAAUAUCAGGCACUGGCUUGAAAAGAAAAUCGAAUGAUAAUGGUGAUAUUGUUAAAAAGCCAAGGGUUAAGGUUAAUACAAUAAGUUCCAAACCCAAAUUUAAAGCUAUACUGAGAACAAAAUCGAAGCUGAUAAAGUCCGAUACUAAAUCUUCCGAUGAAUAUCGAGAGGCAAGAAAAAGUAAUCGUUCUAGACGCCAAGUAAACUAUAUUGAAGAAGAACGUUCGAGUAAUGAUGAAAAUGAUGAUAGUGAUGAAUAUAGCGAGUGA